AUGUCGUCUCAUUGCAAGCUAUUAGAAGACGUUUUAAGAACACAAACAUUCUACCAAAAUAAAAUUCCUCACGUGGUCAGCAAGGAGGACAGGGUCAGCAAGGAUUCGGUAAAGGAAGACGUGGACAACAAGGAUUCGGUCAGGAAGGACAGGGUCAGCAAGGAUUUGGUCAAGGAGGAAGUGGACAGCAAGGAUUCGGUAAAGGAGGACGUGGACAGCAAGGAUUCGGACAAGGAGGACAAGGACAGUAAGGAGAACGCGGUGACCAGGGACGUUACUAAUCGGAUUGCCUUUAAAAACGCAAUAAAAACUGAAAUUUUAAAAGAUAACCAAACUCUUUACCCUAUCCAUUUGUUUUUUGGUUUUCAAAAGUUUUUAUAA
Drosophila biarmipes is the source of this 381-nucleotide messenger RNA. RefSeq lists its product as uncharacterized. The coding region runs from base 1 to 381 and encodes 126 amino acids. NCBI's taxonomy places the organism in Eukaryota, Metazoa, Arthropoda, Insecta, Diptera, Drosophilidae. The record is from RefSeq and is a predicted model, not a curated record. The transcript has 3 exons.